AUGAAAAAAAUAUUUUCAAAAGCACUCAUCAACGCAUAUUCUCGUAAUCAACCUUAUCCUCUCCGUUCGAUUUUACAGGGCUCUUCUACGACUAGUACUCAAAAAUUCAUUAAUUUAACAUCGACUCGAAAUAUCAUGAAGCUGAUUGAUAUCGGAGUAAAUUUAUGUGAUGACAUGUUUAAAGGAAUUUACAAUGGAAAAACAGCACAUGAAUCCGACAUUGAACAAGUGAUUCAGAGAGCCAUUGAUAAACACAUCGAUAAGAUGAUGAUUACUGGCACAUGUAUGCAAGAUAUUCAUGAAGCUAUUGAAUUGAUUGAAAAAUUAAAAGAUAAAUUUCCAAAUAGAUUAUAUGUCACUGUCGGAGUGCAUCCGACGAGAUGUUCAGAGUUUACAGAACAAAAUGAUAUUCAGCAUCGGAAUGAAUUGUUGGAAAUUAUUAGGAGACAUAAGGAAAUUGUAGUUGCCGUAGGAGAAUGUGGCUUAGAUUAUGAUCGUUUGCAAUUUUGCGACAAGGAACACCAAAAAAAGUAUUUUGAAUUUCAGCUUGAAAUUGCAAAAAAAACCAAAUUGCCACUCUUUUUACACAACAGAAAAUCGACACAUGACUUGUGUGAAAUUUUAAAGAGACAUAUUGAUGAGUUGGGUUUAUUUGUUGUUCAUAGUUUUGAUGGUAGUGUGGAGGAGCUAAAAGAACUGCUUUCUCUUGGAGAAAGGGUUUACAUUGGGAUUAAUGGAUGCUCCUUGAAAACAGAGGAAAAUCUACAAGUGGUUAAGGAAAUUCCUCUCGACAGAUUAUGUAUUGAGACCGACUGCCCUUACUGUGAAAUUAGACAAAGUCAUGCAUGCUGGAAAUUACUUCAAGACAGCAACCCUUUUACUUUUGAGGCCAAAAAGAAAGAAAAGUUUGAAAAUGGCUUUCAUGUCAAAUCACGGAACGAACCUGACAAUUUGAUUAAUGUCUUGAAGGUAAUUGCAAAAAUUAAGCAAAUUUCAGAAGAGGAUCUUGCAGAAAUCACCUACAACAAUACCAUGAAAGUGUAUUUUCCUCACCUGCUCGAGCAGUGA
Messenger RNA from Naegleria fowleri, 1068 nucleotides. RefSeq lists its product as uncharacterized. Gene Ontology annotation, molecular function: 3'-5'-DNA exonuclease activity. The coding region runs from base 1 to 1068 and encodes 355 amino acids. The transcript is spliced from 3 exons. The record is from RefSeq and is a predicted model, not a curated record. NCBI's taxonomy places the organism in Eukaryota, Heterolobosea, Eutetramitea, Acrasida, Naegleriidae. Gene Ontology annotation, cellular component: cytosol.